Messenger RNA from Babesia bovis T2Bo, 3209 nucleotides. Its product is annotated as Thrombospondin-Related Anonymous Protein 2 (TRAP2). The record is from RefSeq and is a predicted model, not a curated record. Lineage: Eukaryota; Apicomplexa; Aconoidasida; Piroplasmida; Babesiidae. Bases 80 to 3163 code for a protein of 1027 amino acids. The transcript has a single exon.
ACUUGUUUUGAAAAAAUAAGCCUUGGUUGGUUACCUAUGAAGCUCUGUUUGUGGGAUCGCACAUAAGUCUAUAUCGAAAAUGAAAUUCCAUGCGUUGUCUUUAUGGGCAAUAUUGGGACUUGUUGGAACCAAGUUUUCUCUGUCUCAUGCUCAAUAUGAAAAUAAUCAUAAUUCAUCAUUGUUAGAUGUUCCCAUUAGUUUCCUUAGCAAAUUAACCGGACUAGUCGGAAGUGCCAAAAAAGCACAACCCGAUUCCACUGCACGUGCUACCGAUGCUACUCACUUCAUCAUUUUAGCUCAAAGUGGAUCGAAUCUUCGUAGCAAAAAUGGCAAUAACGCGAUUCAUGAGUUUGUUAAUGAAGUGACAAACUCAAUUGCCGCCCUAAAUGGUAAUAAUCGCAUUUCCUUGGUAGACUUUUCUGGAAUCACAACCAAAUGGCUAACGAAAAGGAAAAUAAACAAGGAGACGAUUAGGCAUAUAAACUUCAAAAUUGAUAAGAUGUUUGAACGAAAACAUAGAAACAUUCACGCUAAUCUUGGAGCUGCCUUGAAAUUCCUACGUGAACAUCUUUACGACAAUGGCAAUUCAUAUAUUCUAAAUGAUACAACCACUGAACUGGCUUUUGGAAACACACUGGGUAAAAACACCGUGGUUUUCAUUUUCACAGCGGGUUAUGUAGGUGACCAGGAUUCAGCUUUGAAAGAAGCAUUUGAAGCACGUCGUAAUGGUGUAAGAUUUUACGUUAUUAAUGCAGGAGUUAAAUCAGAUAGUUGUUUGUCCCAGUUGGUAGGCUGCCGUCAUAACUACCAUUGUCCGAAUUAUGUCGCCACAUAUACAGCCGACGCUCUUAAUAAGGUAAGAAACAUAGUAAAACGCAUAGGAACGGAUCACACAAGGGAUGCUGUCUGUUUUGAAGAAUGGUCUCCAUAUUCAUCAUGCAGCAAGCCUUGCGGUACAGGAAUGAUGACCUCUCAAUUACUCCAAUAUAGAACUGUAGUGUCACCGAGCAGAGAUAACGGUUUCUUUGGUCGUACAUGUGAUGAACAAUUUAGUGGUGUGAAAACCAAGCAUUUAAUGUGCAACAUGCAAUCAUGUGGUUCGAAUCGUGGUAAUUUUAGCAACGCGAAGGGAUCACAACACCGUAUGAGACGUGGAGAAGCCGGGCGUUUGGUGCCAAGAAAUCAUCCAACAUUCCUCCAAUUGCAAUCUUCCAACGGAGCUGAUGAUGAUGAUGAGUUUAUAUUAACGCAGGACGAUCGUGAACUUUCCAAGGUAAAGGUUGAAUCGGAAUGGUAUAAACCUAAGGUUCAACCCCCUACCAUAUCUGAACCCGUUCAAAAGUCUCGAGAAGAUUUAGAAAAACUUAGGAAAGGCGACAAUGUUGACGCCCAGAGGCAUAAACAUAUUCCUCAAUUGUAUGACGGUGAUAAAGGUCUUGACCUGAUGCUACAAUACGCAGGCUAUCCAAAUCAUUAUCUACCAAAAUGUAAGGCCAGGGGUAAGGAUUAUGUAAUAGCGCUGGAAAAUACUACCGGAUAUUCACCUCAAGAUUGGUCUGAUCUUCAUGCUUAUGUCAAACUACUGGCUUAUACACUAUCUUCUGCCAACGCUACUAACACUCUGUCGUUGGUGCGAUUCUCAAAUGAGCAGAAAACUUUGUUGGACAAAGUGGUGCUUAACUGGGACAAUAUAAGAUACAUAUCGACGAAAAUUGACGAGAUGUUUGAAAAUUCCGCCAAGGAGCCGCAGGCAUAUUUGGGAAGUGCGCUCAAAUACAUGAGAGAACACAUUUACCCCAAUGGAGAGAAGUAUCUGCUUAAUGAUAAGGAGACUAAAUUGGCAUACGCAAAUGCCGCAGGAAAGGAUACUGUCGUCUUCAUACUUACUAAUGGUAACGUUGCGGACUAUGAUGCAGCCUUAAAAGAAGCAUUUGACGCACGUCGUAAUGGUGUUACUUUCUAUGUAGUCGAUUUAGACUCCACAUUGAACAUCUUUUGGGGAGAUGUGAUAGGUUGUCGCUACCAUUAUAAAUGCCCAACUUAUUUGCAAAAGUUACAUUGGAGUGUCAUGGGUCAAAUUGAUCCAGCUGUCAAACGCAUAUGUGCCGAACCUCCCAAAGAUGCUGUGUGCCUCGAAAAUUGGACACAAUAUUCGUCUUGUAGCAAGCCAUGUGGCGCAGGUGUCAUGACGGCCGUUUUGAAGGACUUCACAACCGUGCUCACCCAUAGUGAUGAAUAUGGAUCCAUGGGGAAUACAUGUGAAGAACAGUUGCGUAAUGUCAAGGAAAAGAAGGCUCUUUGCAACAUUAGUCCUUGCAAGCCUGGCACCAAUGUACCAUUAGACAGUGCUUCGGAUGCCGUACCAAUGCCGGCCGUUUCUGCAGAUAUCAAGGAAAUGCCUGCUACACCCCCUGUUGAAGAAGGAAACAUUAAUGGAUCUGAACAGCAACAUACGCCAAGGCGUGAGGAAGAGGGUGUUUCUAACUCAGAUUCGCAAAGUCAUGAGUAUUCCCAGCCUUCAAAACAUGAUAGUGCUAGGGGAUCAGAGACAGAAACUGGUGUUAAUACCGAAUUGAAUGGGAAAGCAUCGGAAGGAAGUGACACAUUAUCUGCUACAAACCAGCUGCGUGAUGAAGGAGUAGAACAGAAGAAGGCUUCAAAAGAACCAAGUACCACAGAAAAGGAGACUACAGGCAAUGAUAUCUCGCAACCGGAAAGUCAGGCAAUUGAUACCAAUGAUAAUAGCCAUGAGACUCAAACUCAAAAUGUAGUAGAGAGUGAAAGAGACUCUCCAGUUAAAAACGAAAGUACGAUCUCAUCGGAAAUCCCGAAGGUGGAAAGUAAUAGGGAUGUCCCAUAUAUAUCGGGAACCAUGCCCAAACCUACCCAAUACCUAAACAACAAUGCAAACAACGUUACAAAGAACAAGGAACCCACAAACGAACCACCUGCAUCAAAGAAAAACGUAAAAGUAUUCAUAGGUGCUGCAAUUGCUGUAAUCAUUGGAAUACUUAUAGCUCGUGGAUACAUACGACUAAAUAGAGCAACGCGUGAACAAUCAGAUAUCGAUGAAAAUACCUUCUUGAACGACACUACGGGCGGUCAACCUGAAGUACUCGAAACACAACAAGUUGUGGAUGCAGAGAACAAAACAUGGUUGUAAGACACGAAACGAGUUGUCACAGCCAACAUAUACAAAUGCAGUUUAA